AUGACUCUGGCUAAUGAUUUCGGAUACUCAACGGCUAUGUCUUCAUCUUUUUCAGCUCUUCAUCACACUUCUGUGGAAGACAGAUACCGCAAGCUGCCUAACUCUUUCUGGGACUCAUCAGGUCAGGAGCUGAUGAAUAUGAACAACCCCGUGCCUUGUCAGGUGGGCAAUUCUGGUGGCUAUUUGUUUGCCUCUCCAUCUGGAUUCUGCAAUGUUUCAGCUGUUUCAAAUCAUGGAAGGAAUUCUCAAACUCAGCCACCGGUUGCUACCAUGCCAAGCGAGAGAUUAGCUAUGCAGGAUUUCCCUUUGGAAGCACAGUCAUCGUCGUUGAUUAAUCAUAACCAUCAUCAAGAGUUCGUAGAUCCACUUGAGGACUUCUUUGAUUUCUCUGACCAAGUUCCUGUUACGGAUCCACAAGCUGAGUGUAGCGGAGUAAUCGUGGUCUCAUCCGUGGAACCUCAUAGUAAAAGCGAGUGGCAAAACUGGGCAGAUCAGCUGAUUUCUGCUGAUGAUGGUUUGGAGCCGAAUUGGUCUGAACUUCUCGGAGAUUCAAGCUCACACAAUCUCAAUUCACAGAUUCCAACACCAUUUCCUGAAGUACCAAGGCAAGAGAUAAACGCUAACCAGCAGCAGCAACAGAUGGUUUUGUCAGAGGAGCAGAUUAACGGAAGAAACUCAUCAUCUUGUGCAGCAGCGACAUCUAAACAACGCAUGCGUUGGACACCAGAACUUCAUGAGGCAUUCGUUGAAGCUGUUAACCAGCUUGGUGGUAGUGAACGAGCCACGCCUAAGGCUGUUUUGAAGCUCUUGAAUAACCCUGGCUUGACUAUUUAUCAUGUCAAAAGCCAUUUGCAGAAAUACAGAACGGCAAGGUAUAAACCAGAGACUUCAGAAGCUACAGGAGAACCUCAAGAGAAGAAGAUGACAUCUAUCGAAGAUAUGAAAUCUUUUGACAUGAAAACGAGCGUUGAGAUCACCCAAGCUCUAAGGUUACAGAUGGAAGUUCAGAAACGUCUCCAUGAGCAGCUCGAGAUCCAACGAACGCUGCAGUUACAGAUUGAAAAACAGGGCCGACAGCUACAGAUGAUGUUCGAGAAGCAACAGAAGUUGCAAGAGGACAAGAGCUCUCCCUCAGAGCCAUCACCAAAGCAAUGCAACACCACUGAUGUAGAGCCAUCACCUGGUUCUGAGACACAAAGAGGUGACCAAACGGAAUCUGCUUCAGCAUCAAGGAAACGGGGCAGAGAAGAUUAA
Messenger RNA from Microthlaspi erraticum, 1254 nucleotides. The record is from the annotation of a GenBank genome assembly. Lineage: Eukaryota; Viridiplantae; Streptophyta; Magnoliopsida; Brassicales; Brassicaceae.